Messenger RNA from Centruroides sculpturatus (bark scorpion), 839 nucleotides. Its product is annotated as histone H4. Gene Ontology annotation, cellular component: nucleosome. Gene Ontology annotation, molecular function: DNA binding; protein heterodimerization activity; structural constituent of chromatin. Bases 56 to 367 code for a protein of 103 amino acids. The record is from RefSeq and is a predicted model, not a curated record. The transcript has a single exon. Gene Ontology annotation, biological process: nucleosome assembly. Lineage: Eukaryota; Metazoa; Arthropoda; Arachnida; Scorpiones; Buthidae.
UUUUCUCCUCAUUUCUAAGUUUGCCGUUUAGUUGACGAACGACUGACAAGUGAAUAUGUCUGGACGCGGUAAAGGAGGUAAAGGUCUCGGAAAGGGAGGCGCUAAACGUCAUCGUAAAGUUCUCCGCGAUAACAUCCAAGGUAUCACCAAACCCGCCAUUCGUCGUUUGGCUCGUCGUGGUGGUGUAAAACGUAUCUCUGGUUUGAUCUACGAAGAAACUAGAGGUGUAUUGAAGGUGUUCUUGGAGAACGUCAUCCGUGAUGCCGUAACCUACACCGAACAUGCUAAAAGGAAGACCGUUACAGCUAUGGACGUUGUCUAUGCUCUGAAACGUCAAGGAAGAACAUUAUACGGUUUCGGUGGUUAAGUUGCAAUAAUAACUAUAAAAAACGGCCCUUUUCAGGGCCAAGACAUUCUGAUAAAGGGUGGCCAAAUGUGUUCUUUCAGACAAUCUUUAAACAUUACAAAAGUAAACUUUAUAAAAAUUGUUUUAAUAAAUUAAAAAUUAAGGUAUUGCUGAAUUCAAUUAUGUAAUUAUAAAGAACUGUUAAACUUUUGAAGUAAUUAUGUAUCCAUACACUAUUUUAAUAUAAAAUAAAAUUGAAUAAAACAUUAAUGGUUUUGUAAAGUAGAAAUAGGCAAACCAAAUAAACGAAUUUCAGUUCGUGAAAGCCAUUACACGUUCAAUUGAGUUAAAAUUCAUUGACCUCGCAUUAUCGAUUUUCUUCCCGCUUACAACAGAAUUUUCAAUCGAAUAACGUACAGUACUACAGAAACUGGCAAAAUGACCUUAUGUAACUUUAAAUGCUGAAAAGUAAUUUCUAUCGUCUGCUCUUGAU